AUGGCGAUGAUGAUGACUGGCCGUGUGCUGCUGGUGUGUGCCCUCUGCGUGCUGUGGUGCGGUGCCGGCGGUGUUUAUGCGAGGGACGUUGACAACAACGCAUUGGGUGGCUGCGUGGCGUCGGAAGUGUUGAGUACGAAUUGGUUCCAUUUGUCGAGUGGAUGUGAAGAAACCGCGCUCACGCCGCCAUUGAGGUCUGCGUUGCCCAUUUCUGCCGUCGAAGCUUCGACUGUAGAAGAAGUUUCUUCACCCUGCGAUGGUUCAUGUUCACGUUCCGCUGGUGACAGUGUUACUGGUGGUGGUGUUGGCGGCCUUGAUGGAAGUUUGGGGGGCACAGGUGACGUUUCUCGUGCUGGCGUUUCUGUUGUUGGCAGCAGUGGCCCAAGAGAAGAUUGCAAAGAAAACAGAGGUGCCAAUUUGGUUUCUUCCCUUGGUGGUGCUCCUCCAACUCCCAUUUCCAGUGAUGAUGCUUCUCACUCUCUCAACGGUGAGUUAUCCACUCGGACGGAAUGUCACGAAACAGUUAAGCACUCAGAAUCAAAAAAAAUUGCAGAGUCCAAAGUGAAAACACCAGAAAUGUCAACACCCCUAAAAGAGCACCACUCAAAUACAGAAGACACAGAGGAAAAAGAGGUUGCCGAUGAGGGGCCAGCUGAGGGUGAGGCAAGGCAAAACGCCGUGGUGACGAAAGACUCUUCCAGCGACGUGCAAGCACCAUUACCACUACCACAAAUACAACAAUCACAGCCACCAGGACAAGAAACGCCGGUGGUAACAUCAUUACAGGAUGCAAAACCACCAGAAAAACAAUCACAAGCAACACCAAUAUUGUCAACAGAAGAAAAAUCACCUAAAGCGGCAGUCACAGCGAUUGGAGAAGGUGACCCACCAACAACAACACACGACUUGCAGAGUUCAACAGAAGAAAACCACAAAACGUUACAGUCACCGGCAACAACGACGUCAGAAACACAAGGACAGCAUUUAAAGGACGGCAUGGCAGAGCAACAGGGUCAAGACGCAACCACAGCGGAUUUGGUGAAGAAUGCAGCUACCGGCAAUCCAGCGGGAAGAACGGCAUCAUCCAUAUCUACAAGUGGAAGUGGUGAAUCCCAGAGAAAGCCAGCUAAGGAAAACGACGAUACUCAACGGCCUAACAGAAAAAAACCACAAAACGGACUCGAGGAUGUUAAUACCAAAGAUGCUCCCACAGCCACAGAGACAGCACCGCAAACAGCGGAAAUGGUCACCAACACUCAAACAAAUAAUACUGCGACUGUUGGCGACAGUGACGGCAGCACCGCGGUCUCCCACACCACCUCCCCUCUUUUGCUUCUUCUUCUUGUUGCGUGUGCGGCUGCUGCUGCGGUGGUGGCCGCGUGA
Molecule: messenger RNA, 1383 nt
Organism: Trypanosoma cruzi
Lineage: Eukaryota; Euglenozoa; Kinetoplastea; Trypanosomatida; Trypanosomatidae
Product: mucin-associated surface protein (MASP), putative
Exons: 1
Coding region: 1-1383 (460 amino acids)
Source: RefSeq, a predicted model, not a curated record